AUGGCGUGUACAAAUAAUGUAACUGAGUUAAUUUUCAGUGGUCUUUUUGAGGAUCCAGAGGUGCAGAGAGCGUGUUUUGUGGUCUUUCUCCCUGUGUACUUGGCCACGGUGGUGGGCAAUGGCCUCAUUGUCCUGACGGUUAGAGUCAGUAAGAGCCUGCGUGCCCCCAUGUACUUCUUCCUUAGUCACCUGUCGCUGGUGGAGAUCAGUUACUCCUCUACAAUUGUCCCCAAAUUCAUCACAGACUUACUUUCCAAGAUUAAAACCAUCUCUCUGGAGGGUUGUCUGGCUCAGAUAUUCUUCUUUCACUUCUUUGGGGUCACUGAGAUCCUCUUGCUGGUGAUGAUGGCUUAUGACCGCUAUGUGGCCAUCUGCAAACCUCUUCAUUAUACGAGCAUUAUGAACCGUCAACUGUGUUACAUAUUAGUAGCUGGUUCCUGGCUUGGAGGCUUCUUUCACUCCAUAAUUCAGGUUCUCAUCACCAUCCAAUUGCCCUUCUGCGGUCCCAAUGUGAUUGACCACUACUUCUGUGACCUCCAGCCAUUAUUCAAGCUUGCCUGCACUGACACCUCUGUGGAGGGGGUCGUUGUGUUGGCCAACAGUGGCUUAAUUGCUCUGUGCUCCUUUCUCCUCUUGGUGUCCUCAUAUGUUGUCAUCCUGCUCAGCUUGAGGAACCAUUCAGCAGAGGGCAGACGCAAAGCCCUCUCCACCUGCGCCUCUCACCUAAUGGUGGUCACCUUGUUCUUUGGACCUGCCAUCUUCCUCUACAUGCGGCCCGCCUCCACCUUCACUGAGGACAAGCUGGUGGCCGUGUUCUACACGGUGGUCACCCCCAUGCUGAACCCCGUCAUCUACACACUCAGAAAUGCAGAGAUGAAAGUUGCCAUGAGGAGGUUGUGGGCCAAAAAGGAGAACUCAGGGAUGUAG
Molecule: messenger RNA, 927 nt
Organism: Cervus elaphus (red deer)
Lineage: Eukaryota; Metazoa; Chordata; Mammalia; Artiodactyla; Cervidae
Product: olfactory receptor 4B1-like
Exons: 1
Coding region: 1-927 (308 amino acids)
Biological process (GO): G protein-coupled receptor signaling pathway
Cellular component (GO): membrane
Molecular function (GO): olfactory receptor activity; G protein-coupled receptor activity
Source: RefSeq, a predicted model, not a curated record